Messenger RNA from Physella acuta, 2158 nucleotides. Its product is annotated as hemicentin-1. Lineage: Eukaryota; Metazoa; Mollusca; Gastropoda; Physidae. The record is from RefSeq and is a predicted model, not a curated record.
UUCGUCAUACACACUCCAGUGAGCUUCACAAGCCGUGCAUUAGCUCGCGCCGGUCUCGCCUAAUGAGCCGCAUUAGUGCGCAUCUCCGACUCGUUCUCGUAGAAACUACCGACGGUGUAUUUAUAGACCAAGGGAGAUAAUUCCCUCGACUUGUUGACUGAAUUAUCGGACUUAUUCAAUCCGGUGAGUGAUGUUUAUCCAUGUUAAAAGCCUCGGGAUAUUCGUGAUACAAGUAUCAUGAUACAAGUUGGAUUAUCAUAAUAGCGAGUUGGAAGUACUGACGUCUCAAGAAUUUGAAAAUUACGUCCAAUCGUUAGAUCAAGGUCCUGAAAUACCUGAGUCAACCUUGUGUAAACAUCCCGGGACUACGGGCAGGGUUGGCUAGCGUUGACAACCCGGUCAGUGGUUGGUUAGUGGCCGGACAGUUUAUCCUCUGAUAAACGGAUCACUUUUUUUGUGUGAGACUUGAGAUGGUGUCCCAACACAGCGCGUCUUAACGCUACACACCACGCGUGCUCACAGCUACACACGUGUUCACAGCUACACGCGUGCUGGACCAGUGGUCAGAAGGUUUAGAGAUGGACACGUAUCCCAAGAUGGUGAUGAAACAGCUUUUUCUAUUGGCGCUCGUUGGACCUGUGUUACUGCCAUAUCAAGGUGUGACGUCACAGACCGCGGACAAUGGGAUCCGUAUGACGCACCAGAUACAGGACAAGACCGCCGUCAUCACGUGCACGGUGGAUGACAUUGGCACCCGUCGCGUAAUCUGGAGCAAGAUGUCCGACGCUUACCCCAUCUCCGUGGGGAACACCAAGUUCUCACCUGUGUCAAGGUACAAGAUUGGCAGGAGCGGCAAGUCGUACACGCUGACCAUCAAAAACCUGCAGACCCGUGACGCAGGUGCCUACCAGUGCCGCCUGACCGGCCAGGUGUACAUAGCACAGGUGCUGUCUAUCAACUUCCAGUCAGGAACUUCGGGCACAUAUACAAUUUUUCUGAACUUCGGAACUUCGGGCACCUAUCUGCUACCCACCAACAGCACCAUCGAGUCCAGCUCUGGCUCCACGGUCAUCCUCCCGUGUCACGUGGCUAACAUAGGGAAUAAAAUUGUUCUCUGGAAGAGCAACAAGGAUGAAAUCAUCAGCAUCAGGAAAAAAAAUUACCUCGGCGACUCCAGGUUUUCAAUCGUCCACGACAGAGCACCAGAGUGGAGCCUUCGGAUCAAGAACAUCCGGUCAGAUGACUUCGGCAUCUACACGUGCAUGGUGAACUCUGACCCCGUAUUGACCCGAUCAGUGGAGGUCAUCAAUUCAGCCCCAGUCAAAUCUUCCCCUGUAUUGCUACAAGACAGCCACUACCAGAAGCGAGCCAUGGUUUUGGCGGGAGAGACGGUCACCUUGACCUGCAACUUUGCCUCCAACCCGCCGGCCGAGGUCACGUGGUACAAGAAAGCCAGUGACGGGAAAGGCAAAGACUUGAUCGGGACAGGCUCCAGCGUCACCCUCCAGUCCGUCACCCCCGAGCAGGCAGGGGACUACGUGUGUGUGGGAGACAACGGUCAGACGCCUAAAGGUCAAGGCAAGACAGUUCUAGUGGUCAAAAUGCCAGAGACGACGACAUCAGCUAUAACCACAACUUUUGUGCCGCAUGGGCCAGCUUCCCCCAGGGUGUACUCCCAGUCACGUGUGGGUCAGAUUCGUGGUCAUCCGGUCACGCUUCGGUGCACAGCUGUGGGCGACCCUAGGCCAAGUAUCCGGUGGUUUAGAAACCAGUUAGAGGUGGCUGACAGUCACAAGUACAAACUUGACGUGUCGACAGAGGGGAGGUUCGCCUCCGUCUCCUCCCUCACCGUCCUACAGGUGGUGACCCGGGACUACGGGGAGUACGAGUGUGUGGGGAUGAACCACCUGGGACGGACGAUGUUUAAGAUAGAGCUUUAUGAAAUUCGCUGAGUUGUCUCCCUUAGUUCGUCCAGCCAGUGUCAACCAGCUCAAGGGCAGCAACUCCGCCUGGUGAUUCAAACCUUACUGGGUGUUGUGUUUACUUGUCAUCUGUUUUUGUUUACAGACCAGAACUACAAUACUUUGAUUAUAUAUUUAAUUACUUUUUUGAAUUUUCCUCGCUAAUUACCCAUGUAAAUUAAACAAUUUUAAUUAAA